GAUAUUCAUGAGCAUCACCCCUCUGGUAUUCUGAUGAGUUGGUUUUCCUCGAUGUGGUUGAUUCAGGGCAGGGCGGGUGUCAUCCUAUAUGCGAGUAUAUAAAUCGUGCGCACCGCGCUCAUUAAUGAAGUCAGGCAGGCAGCGCGCGCGGGAUGUUGUUCUUCACAGUGUUGGUGUUACCGGCUCUGUCGGCAGUGGCGGCGGGGGGUGUUCCCACUUACCGGCGGAUCGAUCCGGUCACCGGACAGGCGCUUCAGUGCGAUCGCUGUGCUCCGGGUUACCGCCUGCGCGCGCACUGCACGAGCUCCCGCGGCACGGAAUGUGUCCCGUGCGGCACGGGUCUGUUCACGGAGUUCUGGAACUACAUCCCGCACUGUUUGCUGUGCGACUCGUGUUCGGAUCAUCAGCGGGUCGUUCGGCCGUGCAACGGAACCGUGAACACGGUCUGUGAAUGUGAGCCCGGAUUCUACUGGGAUCAGCACUUCUGCAAGAGACACACCGUGUGUAAACCGGGUCACGGACUCAAAGCUGCAGGGACGCCACACAAAGACACGGUGUGUGAGCUCUGCGCAGACGGGUGGUUUGCAGACAUCGCAGAAAAGCAUGCAGCGUGCGUCCCUCACAGCGCCUGCGCCGCUGACCAGCUGCUGCUGCAGGGAUCCAGGUGGCAUGACAAUGUGUGUGCAACCUGCGAACAACUCGCAGAGAAAGGUUGGGUGGGUUUAUUAAAGCCGGUUCUGUCCGGUCUGGACAUUCAGUACAACACUCCCAUCACGCGUUUGGAGCGCUUAGUGAACCGCCAUCUGAAAAAGAAACUCCGCAAGAGAGACGUGCUCCGGGUGGCGAAUGGUUCCUCAGAGCUGCUGAACCUUCACAUGGUGAUCGAGGACUCACAUAUGGGUCGCCUCGCUGGCAGAAUUUCACACAUAAUCCAGAAAUUCCAGCAGCAGUGCAGUAACACGACAGCAGUGACAGUAUGAGACGUGAAGCCUUUAAGUCUGAUGUCUUUUGUCUGCUUUGUAAAAUGCAUAAGUGCAUGACACAUGAGCACCCUACUUGACAUUUUCAUUAAAGAUUUCAUUUCAGCUGUUACAGUGAAGAAUGCUGAAUGUGUGACACUCAGAUUGUAUUACAAUGUGUCCUGUCAAUAAAUUUCAAAUGCACUGUUUUCAAGUUUUUGAAGGAGACUCAACUGUUUUGUAAAUAUUACAUAUUAUAAUUUGCACUGAUUUAAUGUUAAGAUUGAUUUCUAUUUAUUGUUCUUUUUUUUCUUUUUUUUGAAAACUAAACUGUAUCAGACUACAAAACACCUCCAUUAAACAGUGAAAAGAG
This is a messenger RNA of Megalobrama amblycephala (Wuchang bream), 1332 nucleotides long. Its product is annotated as tumor necrosis factor receptor superfamily member 11B-like. Gene Ontology annotation, molecular function: protein binding. Bases 153 to 980 code for a protein of 275 amino acids. The transcript is spliced from 4 exons. The record is from RefSeq and is a predicted model, not a curated record. Lineage: Eukaryota; Metazoa; Chordata; Actinopteri; Cypriniformes; Xenocyprididae.